AUGGAUUUACCAGGUGUUGCUGAUGGCAGCAAGGAUGCCGAUUCUCUGAAAAUCAAGUCGCAGUCCGCCGAGUCUGCCUCCCAUCCCCCCACCACCGAAUCCUCCCUCCAUGACGACGAGCGGAUUGGCGAGGACCCCGAUGCACGGGAGCAGGACGAUUCCGCCGACGAUGAUGAUGAAGAAGAAGAAGAAGAUGAAGACGAAGACGACGAGGAGGAGGAUGAUGAUGAGGAGGAGGAGGAGGAGGAGGAGGAAGACGAGGAGCCUCGGUUGAAGUAUGUUUACUUGACGAAAUGCCUACCUUCAUUAUAUCGCACGGGCGACGCAACAAGUGCACUUCUAGUGGGAGGAGAUAGAAUGAUCGUCGGAACACAUAACGGUAACAUUAAUGUGCUAUCGUUACCGACGCUCAAAGCCCUCCGUGUUUAUACAGCGCAUUCUGCAAGCGUGACUUCCAUUUCAAUAUCUCCAUCAUUAUUGUGUCAUACUAUAACACGACACAAUGCGAUCAGCAAAUCUACUGAAGAAGAGGACAUCCCAUCUCCCAAUGCAUCUGUUCGAUCGAAGGGCAAACCCGCGAACACCCCCGGGCUACCACCAACGCCCUCAAAUUCUAUACAUAUAGCGACCUCAUCGAUAGAUGGUAAUAUCUGCGUGUAUUCGCUGCUUGAUCCGAAGGAUGUUCUUCUCCGAAACUUUGGCCGGCCAGUCCAAGCUGUGACAUUGUCUCCAGAUUACAAGAGUGAUAGGCAAUAUAUUUCAGGUGGUCGUGCUGGGCAGCUGAUUCUUACUGUUGGAGGUCGACCAGGUACAACAGAGAAGUCUACAACCUUAAGCGGUGCGGCUUCAACGGCUGGAUGGCUAGGAUCUCUAGGCUUGGGUGCCAACUCGGGAAGAGAUACCGUCCUACAUAGUGGUGAAGGAGCAAUAAACACCAUAAAAUGGUCAUUAUCCGGAAAGUACGUGGCGUGGGUGAACGAAGAAGGUAUCAAAAUCAUGCGAUCGAAUCUACAUCUGGAGGCAGCCGACGCAGAAUUUGCGUGGACACGAAUAAGACACAUAGACAGGCCGAAUCGACCACAAUGGGAGGAAAUGGCUAGUGUCUGGAAAGCGCAUGCCGAAUGGGUGGACAUGAAAUCAUUUGAAAUACCCGAAAAUAACGAUACCGAAUCGAUCUUAGGGCAGCAGAUUCCUAGUGGUUCAUCAGAAGUCGAAAAGCUUGUAGUCGGCUGGGGCGGUACAAUUUGGGUCAUCAACGUAUAUCCGGAUCGUACACCACCUCCUGGAACACGAGCAGGAAACAGAAAGCUCGGAGACGCCGAGGUUGUCACAAUUUUACGAACCGACUCCAUCAUAUCCGGCGUUGCCAUGUACAGUCCAAAACUUCUACUGGUUUUAGCAUACCUGGAAAGUAAUAAUAGUGACCUCGAGGAGCAACCACAGAGUAGUCGUCGACACAAGGCAGCUGAACCCGAACUUCGUCUAAUCGAUCUCGAAACUCAGGAAGAAGUUAGCGCCGAUACGCUGUCAGUCACUCGCUAUCAAAAUCUUAGUUCAUCCGACUAUCAUAUGAGUAUUAUGAGACCACCGCGCAUAACAGCGGCUGCUGUACAACGAGGUGCCUUGGGUGCUUUAGGCACAGGUCUUUUGGACGCAACAUUAUAUCCAGCCAGACUUUUCACGUCAAGCGCUAGUAUACGAAGUAGUGGCAGCAAUGGCGAUAGAGGCUCUGAAAGAGUUGCGGCAUCAUUCAUGUCCAGCUCCAUUUCGGGAAGCACCACCAUCCCAAAAGAGGUUCAGACUCUUUCCGCUGCGAAGGGCCUCAAGAUAUUUGUUCAUAGUCCGUAUGACUGCAUUGCAGCCAUGUCGAGAAAUUUGUCGGAUCAUCUGGCAUGGUUGGAAUCCCAUCAGAAGUAUGAAGAGGCAUGGGUCCUCGUUGACCAGAACCCGGGCAUUUUAAGCCCACCGACCGAGACACAGCCCGAAGCUUUUGCGAGAUCUCAGACUAGUCUGGCCGAUUUCUUUGCCGAUGACAGUUCCUCAAUCAUGACGGCAGGUCAGCCGCUGAGCGCUAAUGCUAGAAACGAGAAACGUCGUAUUGGCGAACUCUGGAUCGAGCAACACAUUCAGAAUAACGGUUGGGCAACUGCUGGCGAGAUCUGUGCUAAGGUCCUCGAUAUUCCUGAUAGGUGGGAACACUGGAUCUGGAAAUUUGUUGAAGCGGGCAAGUAUGACGAAAUUGCACAGUAUAUUCCUGUGAACACACGACCUCCUCUUCCAUCGGCUAUUUUUGAUGCUUUCAUUGAGCAUUACGUGUCUCAUAAUCGUCAAACAUUCGAGCAUUUGUUAUCUCAAUGGCCCGAAGAACUUUUCGAUAUUGGACAAGCAAUUUCAACCAUUGAAGACUGCUUAGAGUCGGAAAAGAUACCAAGUGAUUCAAACGACUGGCGAAUUCUGAUAGGUGGCCUUGGAAAACUAUUCCUGGCUAACGGACAGCAUCGAGAAGCUUUGCGGUGUUACAUACGCCUACAGGAUGCGGAAGAGGCCCUGCGUCUGAUUAGUGAAUACCGUUUAGCAGACGCUAUUUCUGACGAUGUUUUGAAUUUCAUCUUACUUCGUGUCUCUAAAUUUCAACUGGCGAAAGCUCCAAUUCCAGAGUUGGAGCAAGCAACCGCGGAGUCUAUCAGUAUUCUGGUUAGGGAGGCGUACAAUGGUAUCGUCCGUCCAGAAACAGUGGUUUCCCAGUUGUACACCGCAUCUGGACGCCUUUACCUCUUUUUCUACCUUCGUGCACUGUGGAAAGGCGAAGCUCACCCAUCAAAAGCAGAGGCAAAGCCUCAGCUUCGUGGGCGCGGUCGCCAUACUAGAGACGCAGCAGAAAAGCUCGCCGCUGAUGAAGGCAGAAGUCUUGUUGAGCCAUUUGCAGAUAUUACUUUAGAUCUCUUUGCCGACUACGACAGACAAUUGCUUAUGGAUUUUCUGCAAGCGAGCACAGCUUAUUCAUUUGACGAGGCUUGUAGGAUCUGUGAAGAGAAACACUACACGUCAGAACUUAUCUAUCUUUUGUCUAAGACAGGGCAGACAAAGCGAGCUCUUAAUCUUAUACUUUCUGAUUUGAACGAUGUCUCCCAAGCAAUCAACUUUGCGAAGUCGCAAGAUGAUCCCGACUUGUGGGAGGACCUACUCAAUUACUCAAUGGACAAACCAGCCUUCAUCCAUGCCUUACUUACCGAAGCCGGCACAUCUAUUGACCCUAUCAAACUCGUGCGGCGUAUUCCAAGUGGGCUGGAAAUUGAAGGGCUCCGCGAUGGCCUUACUAGGCUACUUCGAGAUCACGACAUCCAAUCAAGUAUAAGUCAAGGGGCAGCCAAAGUGCUGCAAGGUGAGGUUGCAAUUGGAAUGGAUGCCUUGAGACGAGGCCAACGGCGGGGAAUCAAGUUUGAUGUUCGCAAACCAUCUGAUGUUGAAAGCGUACCAGAAAAGCCAAUUGGCAGUGAAGAUGCUGGCGAUGCUGUUCCUGAAACAGAUAACGAUGAUGUUCAUUUGAGCACAACUGGCCUGGUUGCUAGGUCUCGUCGUGUUUUACCUGGUCAAUGCGGAGGCUGUUUGGAGCAUUUUCAUGAAAAUGAAAAGGAACUAUUGGUGGGAUUCGCAUGCGGCCAUGUCUUCCAUCUGUCUCACGUCCAAGAACCGGUUCACUCCCACGAUAACGAGUCGACGAAUUCCAGCGAGACAACACAGGAGCUCUCCACUGCCGCGAAAGAUGACACUGAAAACGAGUCUCAGUUCUAUACAACGUCUCACACUGUGGGACCUAAAGUCAUCACUGCCCGAUUAAUACGAGAUAAGAUUGGAGACGGAUGCAGGAUAUGCGCCAUAAACAGGCAGGUAGCCAAUGCUGCGGCUCCAGGAAAUGUGUAG
Molecule: messenger RNA, 3921 nt
Organism: Talaromyces marneffei
Lineage: Eukaryota; Fungi; Ascomycota; Eurotiomycetes; Eurotiales; Trichocomaceae
Exons: 5
Coding region: 1-3921 (1306 amino acids)
Biological process (GO): vesicle-mediated transport; endosomal vesicle fusion; protein targeting to vacuole
Cellular component (GO): HOPS complex; late endosome
Molecular function (GO): protein binding
Source: RefSeq, a predicted model, not a curated record